AUGCUUUCAAAAGCUUUCAUCAUUUGCCCAUUGAAUGCUUCCCCCAAAGAUUUCUUCAUCAUUUGCCCAUUGAAUGCUCCCAAAAGAUUUUCUUCAUUUGCAUUUGCCCAUUUGAAUGAAUCCAAAGAUUUCUUCAUCAUUUACCCAUUGAAUGCUUUACCAAAGAUUCUUUCAUCAUUGCCGUGGUGCUUCCCCAAAAGAUUUCUUCAUCAUUUGCCCAUUGAAUGCUUCCCCCAAGAUCUUCAUCAUUUGCCCAUUGAAUACUUCCCUGCAGAUGUCUUCAUCAUUUCCAUUGAAUGCUUCCCAAAAGCUUUCUUCAUCAUUUGCCAUCAUUAUGUAUCGAAUUCCCCAAAAUUUUUCAUCAUUUGCCCAUUGAAUGCUUCCAAAAGAUUUCUUCAUCAUUUGCCAUUCUUGAAUGCUUCAAAAAGAUUUCUUCAUCAUUUGCCCAUUGAAUGCUUCCCUAAAGCCUUUUCAUCAUUUGGUACAUUGAAUACUUCCCCCAAAGAUUUCUUCAUCAUUUGCCCAUCAUUUGUCAUUGAAUGCUUCCCAAAGAUUUCUUCAUCAUUUGCCAUUGAAUGCUUCCUUGAAUGCUUCAUCAUUUUACCCAUUGAAUGCUUCCCCAAAGCUUUCUUCAUCAUUUGCCCAUUGAAUGCUUCCCCAAAAUUCAUCAUUUAA
This is a messenger RNA of Acanthosepion pharaonis, 675 nucleotides long. Lineage: Eukaryota; Metazoa; Mollusca; Cephalopoda; Sepiida; Sepiidae. The record is from the annotation of a GenBank genome assembly.